Ostreobium quekettii is the source of this 2322-nucleotide messenger RNA. NCBI's taxonomy places the organism in Eukaryota, Viridiplantae, Chlorophyta, Ulvophyceae, Bryopsidales, Ostreobiaceae. The record is from the annotation of a GenBank genome assembly.
AUGUCUUCCGUCGUCGCUAGCACGCAGCUCGAACCAGCGCGGCUGCCGAUGGCCCAGGGCCCGUGGGCGGGCGCCCGAGCCGCAGAGCCUGAGGCCGCUGAACCGACAUUGCCUGCACCAGCCCCCGCAGUUGACGAAGACCCGCCGACGGGCCAGACGGCCCCAUCUUCGGAAGGCUGCGCGGUUAGCGGCGGCGCCGACGAGGUGGGUGUGGAUCUGGAGGGUAGCCAAGUCCCGGACGACAAUGCUGACGCCGAUCACGUGAGCGACAGCGACUACGUGGUGGGCAGCGAGGACGCGGGGACCAGCCCCAGCGAGCAGAGUUAUGAGAGCGAGAGCGUGGAUUCAGAUAGCUCGAGCACUUUCAGUUCGGAGUACGAGGCCAAACAGUACCGCACGGGGAAGCGCAGGCCUCCCAAGCGGCCUUCCAAGCGGAAGCGGGGCAAGAAACGGUUACGCAGAGAACGCCCGGAGAACGAGAUGACCAGAAAAUUGAGGUCACGGGCACCGGAGCGUCCGGACGACUCCAGCGGAAACUUCACUGAAGUGCAUGCGGACCUGGUGGACUCGGAAGAUGCCACCCCAGUGCUUGGCCGGGAGGUUGGCAAGGAAGAUGCAGAACUUCAGGUUCAAGCAAUUCGAACGAUGUGGGAGAUGGCUGCAAUACUCGAAUUUCUUGAUGUGUUCAAGCCUCAGUUGGGCAUUGGUGUUUCAUACAGUGCAGAUGCUCUGGAGGAGGCGUUAGUCAAAUCUCCAGGACCUGGGCUGCUUGCCGAUCUGCACAUGGCCCUUCUUCGUGGCAUUAGCCCCCGGAUGCAGUUGUCUGAAUUCAACUGGACUGCACAGCUGGCGCUGAAACUGCAUGACCAAUGGCGGCGUGAACAAGGAGUCUCAGACCUGCCAUUCAGGCCCAUGAAGGGACAGGAAUCAGAGGACUAUGCCAAACUGCCUUCGGUCGUCCGAGUGCAUGCCCUUAAGUCAUUAUGUGAUAUACGGGCUGAGAGAGAAGAUAUCAGGAUCACAAUCGACGAGGUGUUGAGACCAAGGAAAGUAAAGUCUCAGGCGAAGGGUGUGAGGAAUAAUCAGGCCACUGUGACAUCGUGUUCCAUCAAUGACGUGCGAAAAGAGCCAAUUGGCCGUGACAGCAUGGGUUGCCACUACUGGUACCUUGACCUUCUGAACACGUCAGAUGUCAGGCUGUACAAAGAAGAGCAACCUCGAAACAGUGAAAUUGUCCCUGUGGAUGUGAAGGAGAAAAUGGUGAAAAAGCAAGGUGGUGGAAGGCACAGGGCAAAGGGCUCACAGGCCGCACCACCUGCAUGUGGCGAUUGGCUGGUGGUGGCAGGCAGUGUCAGUGACUUGGAGGGGGAGGGGAAGCGGUUGGGGUCCUCAAACAAGAGGGCAGACAAAGCACUGGCAAGAAAGCUGCUUGAUGAGAUAGUUCCAGGCCUUCAUGAGCGCCAUGAGGCGGAAGAGCGUCGACGAAAGGCAGCUGCCAAAGUACAAAUGAGCCUUGGAAACAUUAUUCUAGAUGGCAAUGGUGGCUAUGGCAGGUCCCUGCGCACAAGGAAGCCUGUGGACAACACGUUUACAGACUACAACAACAUGCUGGACCAUGCCAUUAGGCAAGGCCGCCAAGUGAAGCCUGACAACCACCAGUUUUCAGGGCGGACUGACAGAGGUGUUGGACAGGAGUCUGUUGCUGAACACGAUCUUGAAGCACUCAAGAGAGGCCAACAAAGAGGGCGCUCGGCUUUGGCGGCCAUUGGGACCUACACUGAUGUGAGCGACAACCCUUCCCCCAAACACAGAGCAGAUGGCGAAAAUGGCACUGAUGAAAGUGGAGACAACGACAUCCAUGGCCCCUCAGAUGAAUCCAUUCCACGCAGCGGUUCUGCAACGUCACUUGUAGACUUGGACUCAUCGAACUCCGGGCGACUGGCCAAUGCGGACCUUGACGAAAUGGAAGACGACUUGGAGACUGACUGUGGUGCGGGCACAUCCCUUGCCAGAUCAAAGCGCACCCUGUUAGACAGCGACGAAUCUGAAGAAGGCCAGCACCGCAGAAAAAGACUUUGCUCCAGGCAGCCUGCCCCUGAAUAUGACAGUGACGCAGAUGCACACAACACCAGCGAGGAUGGGGAGCAGUUGCCAGUUCCUGGUGGCCAGAUCGAUGCAGAUGACUAUGUGCCUUCUGAGCAGGAGAGUGAGGAAGGGCCCACGUCUGAAGCGUCGAGCGAAGAGCCGCUGGAACAAGAGUCUGAGGAACUGAAGGAAGAUGCGUUCUUGGAUGAUGAGGACUAUGGUUCGAGCGGGGAUUAA